AAACGUCAAACUACAUCCAACAUUCAUUGAAGCGAACGGGCACACACAUAGAAGAGCCAACAAGACGAUUCAACACGCAUCGAAGUUUCGAUCUGCCACUUGUCACUCGCCUUUUCGGCAACUACAAGCGGCAGUAGAGUUUUGCUCGUUGACCCAGCUGUUGAUCGAAACAAGCGGGGCGCAUAUCCACCAAGUAGGCUCUGCUGAAUAUAUUCAGCGGCGACGCAUCUAGGACAGGUGUUGGGCGCCAUUCCUUCACUCAAUACGAACGAUAACAAACAGUACACCUACAAGAUGAGUGCUGCACUGGCGAUUGUGAUGGUCUUCGUGGGAUGCUGCAGCAACGUGGUGUUCCUGGAGCUAUUGGUCAAAAUCGAUCCCGGCUCGGGCAACCUGAUCACGUUCCUGCAGUUCCUGUUCAUCGCCCUCGAAGGCUUCAUCAACACGUCCAAAUGUGGCACCGUCAAACCACGGAUCGGCCUCCGAGACUACACCAUUCUGGUGGCGAUGUUCUUUGUGUCCAGCGUCUGCAACAACUACGCCUUCGACUUCAACAUCCCGAUGCCGCUGCAUAUGAUCUUCCGGGCGGGAUCGCUCAUCGCCAACAUGGUGAUGGGGAUCGUCAUUCUACGCAAGCGGUACGCCUUCUCCAAGUACCUUUCGGUAGGAAUGAUCACCGCUGGAAUCGUUAUUUGCACAAUCAUCUCCGGAAAGGAAGUCAAGAGCACCCAGGUGGUGGAAACCGAAGAAGAGGAAGAUCCAAUGACCGUGUUCUUCUGGUGGGCGGUGGGUAUUGCGCUGCUGACGCUUGCUCUUUUCGUUUCCGCUCGAAUGGGUAUCUAUCAGGAAGUGCUCUACAAACGCUACGGAAAACACCCGAAGGAAGCCCUGUUCUACACUCACUUGCUACCGCUGCCCUUUUUCUUGAUCCUGACCACCAACAUCUGGGACCACAUCAAGAUAGCGAAUGCCAGUGAGCUAUACGCGCUGCCGAUCGUCAACAUCGGCGUUCCGAUUAUGUGGGUCUAUCUGCUGGGUAACGUUCUCACGCAGUACCUUUGCAUCAGUUCCGUGUACGUGCUGACCACGGAAUGCUCCUCAUUGACCGUUACCCUAGUCGUGACGCUCCGCAAGUUCGUCUCCCUUCUGUUUUCAAUCGUGUACUUCAGCAAUCCGUUCACCAUCUACCACUGGAUCGGUACGCUUUUGGUCUUUACAGGGACGAUAAUCUUCACCGAAGUGAUCGACAAAGUUCGACAAGCGCUGGCUCCGCCGAAAGCGGCAGCAGCAGCAGUGGGCGAUAAAAAGGGAAAUUAAAUGAAGAAAAUAGGAUCGAUGAAGGCCACAAAUGUCCAAAAGGUGGACUAAGGUGCUCCCUAAGGGAUUGUUCAGGAUUGUUUUAUAGUUUUACUAAUGUAACAAACUUGUACGAUAAUUUUAUUGUUUUACUUGGCUUUUCUAAGUAUGGAGCAUAUGAUUUGAGUGAGAAACGAACAGUUUGAAUGUGUGUGAGUGACUUUACUUGAUUUCAAAAUCAAAUCAUAUCGUUGGGCUGUUUCCUGACUAGUAAUACAUCAUCAGCAACAAGUAGUCAUAGCCAUGCAUUUGCAAUUAUUUUUUUAUAUUGUAUUGACAAAGUUAGACUAGAUUAAUAAAAUAUCGUUGUCUUAA
Armigeres subalbatus is the source of this 1671-nucleotide messenger RNA. It is a transcript of the gene Efr, whose product is annotated as UDP-xylose and UDP-N-acetylglucosamine transporter. Gene Ontology annotation, molecular function: UDP-N-acetylglucosamine transmembrane transporter activity; UDP-xylose transmembrane transporter activity. Gene Ontology annotation, cellular component: Golgi membrane; endoplasmic reticulum membrane. The transcript has 3 exons. Gene Ontology annotation, biological process: transmembrane transport. NCBI's taxonomy places the organism in Eukaryota, Metazoa, Arthropoda, Insecta, Diptera, Culicidae. The record is from RefSeq and is a predicted model, not a curated record. Bases 295 to 1317 code for a protein of 340 amino acids.